CAAACAACCCCGUCUGUGACCCAGCAGGAUGUGGAAGGUCUGUGAGAGAGAGAGAGGGAGCGAAUGACCUUCUUCUUUUCGUCUCGGAUGCCAGCUGGAUGUGGUCUCCUGCCGUUUUUCUGGACAUCAGUGUCACUCCAAUGUUGAAAAACACAUUCACGAAGAUCUGUGUGGGAUUUGUGUUAUUUAUUGGGAAAAGUGAAUGAUUUUGCGAUUCAGUGUUACGCUGUAAAAAGUGUAUUUUCAUAAUGACUAGUUGUCAAGUCCCUCUGUUGACUCCUAAUCGUAUAAGCGAUUGUAGGAGCUACCCUUGGUGCUUCCUUCCCUGCAUUCCCAGUCCCCGUUUUCCCUUGUCCUGUGCAGAGUUUCAUAGAAGAGUAUUAGUGAAAAUGGUCGACUGGGUGCGUGGAUAUGGCUGGUGCGCGAGUCUCCUGGGACUGGCGACUCUGUCAGCCUCGGUCUCCCCCCAGCGGCAUUACCUCCCUCCCUUGGACCCCGCCGCUUCGGUCACCCCUCUGUGUGCCGUGUCCACCUCCGUCAUCACUAGAUACGUGACGACAGUGGAAACGCAGUGGGUAACGACCACUCUGUCGCCAUCCAUGGAGUCGUCACACUUCCUCGGCUACCUCCCCCCAGCUCCUGCCGCCCAGGCCUGCCCGACCACGGUCACCGUCAGGUCAGAAUCUUACCGAAGUCACGGAGGAUUUGUCACCCCGAUGCCCUCCCUCGUGACGCCCUACGAACCCGUGACCAUACAUAACAUAGUCGGGACACCCUGUCGGUGCGAUGCCUGUUCUUACGUCGUUCGGUCGGAUCCCUGCGAGUGCGCGGAGGAAUUCGGGUGCGACGGGGAGCCUCUCUUGCUCAAGGAGACGCGAAGGGAGUGACUCGGAGGAAGUGAAGGGUCGUGUCUCCUUGGACGAAGGGAAAACCAGUCGUGUGACCCUGCAAUGUGUGGUGCCUUUUCUUGUUUCUUGUCAUUACCCUCCUGUAUAUCAUGCUGCUGCAUAGUGAUGAAAAUGUAAUCCUUACAAUAAUUACUGUGUAAAUUGAUAGCCUCACAUCCACAAUCGAAAAAAAAAAACAACGAUACAGACUAUCAAAAAAAAAAAAAAAAAAAAAAA
Penaeus vannamei (Pacific white shrimp) is the source of this 1124-nucleotide messenger RNA. RefSeq lists its product as uncharacterized. The record is from RefSeq and is a predicted model, not a curated record. Lineage: Eukaryota; Metazoa; Arthropoda; Malacostraca; Decapoda; Penaeidae.